AUGGCGGGCGGCUUUCCGCUCCGCAAAUGGUCGGCCAACGAGGAGUCCUUGCUGACGGACGUUCCAGCGGAGCACAGGAUGCAGCGCGAGCUCCGCUCUUGGCGACCGAAAGAAUCGCAUGCCACUCUCGGCCUUCAAUGGCAUCCCUGCCUCGACAGCUUCUCCUUUGCGACGAAGACGAGUUUAGUGACAUCUUUCACGAAAAGGUCGGUGCUGUCCCUCACUGCCCGGCUUUUUGAUCCGCUCGGUUGGCUGGCGCCGGUGGUAGUGAGUGCAAAGAUCUUGUUCCAGGCUACCUGGCUAAGAGGACUGGACUGGGAUGACACCUUGAGCAAGACUGACGCUCUGCAGUGGAAGACCUACCAGGCGGAGCUCCCGUUGCUGGAGCAAAUUCGAGUCCCUCGGAGAAUAUAUCCAGACGCCAGAGGACUCGGCGUCGAACUUCAUGGUUUUGCCGAUGCAUCCGAGAAGGCCUAUGCUGCCGUGGUUUACUUGCGAGCACAGGCGCAGGACGGAUCAUGGCUGGUCACCUUGCUCGCGGCAAAGACCAAGGUCGCCCCUCUCAAAACCGUGGCUCUGCCUCGACUUGAGCUCGAUGCUGCUGCGCUGCUCGCGCGGCUUGCUGCCCACACGAAGGUCACGCUCGAACUGCCCGAGGCGCCUCUUCAUCUAUGGGUAUCAGCAAUUCAAACGGCGGUCCCGGAGGCGCUGUGGCAUCAUGUGCCUGGCCGGGACAAUCCAGCGGACUGUGCCUCUCGAGGUAUCUCUCCCGGCGAGUUAGGAAAUCAUCCUCUCUGGUGGUACGGGCCGCCUUGGCUCAAGGAGGACUCUUCAGCGUGGCCCGCUACCGGAGUGUCGGAGACGGAGGAGCUGCCCGAAGAGCGG
This is a messenger RNA of Temnothorax curvispinosus, 885 nucleotides long. RefSeq lists its product as uncharacterized. NCBI's taxonomy places the organism in Eukaryota, Metazoa, Arthropoda, Insecta, Hymenoptera, Formicidae. The transcript is spliced from 2 exons. The annotation marks the transcript as partial. The record is from RefSeq and is a predicted model, not a curated record.